AUGGUACCUGGUCACCGCACAAUGGCCGAACAGCUGAGCACAGCAACGCUGGAGCUCAUUUCAGACAUCACUCGGAAGGUUGACGAGGAGCAUGCUGCCACAAUCGAGAGGAAUAGGGCGGCUUUGGAAAGCCUGGUGGAGCAGGCCGCGGCCAGCGAGCUGAAGCAGAAGAUCCUUGCCACUGUCCAAGCCCUGAAGGAGGGCCUCCUGGAGCGAGAGAUGGAGGUUCGGCUGCUGCUACUGGCAGCUCUGGCAGGGGAGCAUCUGCUGCUGCUUGGGCCGCCGGGGACAGCCAAGUCGGAGCUGGCACGGCGCAUGGCGCGCCUCACGGGCGGCACAUACUUUGAGCGCCUGCUUACUCGCUUCUCAGUGCCCGAGGAGCUGUUCGGCCCCCUCUCCAUGAAGGGUCUGGAGGACGAUGAGUACGUGAGGCAGAUAGACGGCUACCUGCCCACCAGCGAGGUGGCCUUCAUUGAUGAGAUCUUCAAGGCUAACUCGGCCAUUCUGAAUGCGCUGCUCACGCUGCUCAACGAGCGCCUCUUCGACAACGGCAACCAGCGCCUGCGUGUUCCCCUCCUCUGCCUGGUGGGCGCCUCGAACGAGCUCCCCGAGAGCGAGGAGCUGGAUGCGCUCUACGACAGAUUUCUGAUCAGACGUCACGUGGCCCAGGUGUCAUCAGCACAGCUGGGAUCCCUUGCGCGGUUGGCUGCAGGCCAGCUGGCCAGCCCCUCGUCGGGUGAUGGUGCGGCCUCCUCCAGCGGGACAGAGUUCAACGGCGCGGCCACUAGCGUGGCCGACGGCACCGGUAGAUUCAGCGACCUCACCCUCGAAGAGUUCAGGGGCACGGCCAAGGCGGCCUACAAUGCGGUGGAGCUGCCGGAUGCUGUGAUCGACAUCCUGACGUCGCUGCGAAACUACCUGCAGGACAAGUGCGAGCCGCCCGUCUACGUCUCCGACCGCCGCUUCAUGAAGUCCGUCAACCUGCUGCAGGUCGCCGCUCACGCCGACGGCCGCGACCAGGUGCACGAGUACGACUGCCUCCUGCUGGAGCAUGUGUUUGGGCAGCGGCCGGACGACGCGCACAAGGUGAAGCAGUUUGUGCUGGACACCAUCGCCAGCGACCCGGGACUGCAGCAGACCGAACUCGUCUUCCUCGGCCUCUUCGGCCGCGCCUGCCGCGUCCUCGAAGCCCGCGACCAGCAGGCGCGCCCCUCUGAAUCCACCCAUGAGUUGGAGGAGACCCGGAAAGAGGCGGCUGCAGUGGUGGAGCUGCUUGACCUGCGCCAGGGAGGCCUCGCGCAAACGCUAGACGGCAACUUCCCCGACCUGCGCAACUCUGUGUGGCAGUCCGAGUCCACCGUCCAGGCCGCUGUCCAGGCGCUGACGCCGCAGAUGACUGAGAACAAGAAGAGGGUGGAGGAGCUGCUGCGCGAGGCGCUGAUUUUGCAGGCCGCGCUCUCCAACGAGACCGAGCCAGGCCUACUGGAGCGCCUGCUGCCCAAGCGCUAUAAGCAGUACCAGAAGGGCAUCUCCUCCAGGGCCUAG
Coccomyxa subellipsoidea C-169 is the source of this 1545-nucleotide messenger RNA. RefSeq lists its product as hypothetical. Bases 1 to 1545 code for a protein of 514 amino acids. Lineage: Eukaryota; Viridiplantae; Chlorophyta; Trebouxiophyceae; Coccomyxaceae. The transcript is spliced from 10 exons. Gene Ontology annotation, molecular function: ATP hydrolysis activity; ATP binding. The record is from RefSeq and is a predicted model, not a curated record.